Solanum verrucosum is the source of this 687-nucleotide messenger RNA. RefSeq names its product agamous-like MADS-box protein AGL29. The transcript has 3 exons. NCBI's taxonomy places the organism in Eukaryota, Viridiplantae, Streptophyta, Magnoliopsida, Solanales, Solanaceae. Gene Ontology annotation, biological process: regulation of transcription by RNA polymerase II. The record is from RefSeq and is a predicted model, not a curated record. Bases 1 to 687 code for a protein of 228 amino acids. Gene Ontology annotation, molecular function: protein dimerization activity; RNA polymerase II cis-regulatory region sequence-specific DNA binding; DNA-binding transcription factor activity, RNA polymerase II-specific.
AUGGAAAAUGAGAUCAAGAAAGGUAAGCAAAAGAUUGAGUUGAAGAUAAUUGAGUCUGAGAGAGCACGCGCUAUAAGCUUUUCCAAAAGGAAAAACACCUUGUUCCAAGAUGCAGAAAAGCUUGCAAAUAAGAGUGGAGAUGAAGUUGGCGUUAUGCUUUUUUCACCCGGUGGAAAACCAUUUUCUUGUAGUUCCACAAGUAUUGAAGAUAUAUUUGAUAAGUUUUUAAAAGAGAAACUAGAGGAUCACCAACGUGAUCAUGCUAAGGGCAAAUCAAUUCGAUUUGAGAAACUUGUAGAUCUUCGCAAAGAAUUGCAAACAAUUAACAAGAAAGAAAGAAGACGAAUAUUAAUGUAUAAGAUUACGCACCCUGGCUCAGAAAUACCUCCAGAUAAACACAUGGAGGAGAAGAGAGUGGCAAUGCUGUUGCGGAAGAAGAUGAGAGUUCUUGAACUCAUAAUUCACAUGGAAUUGUUAACUAAAGUUCUUGAUGCUAGAGCUAUACUUGUAAAAGACUUUAUCAGUGAUCGAGCUCAGUUGUUUGCUCUGUCACUGGAGGUUCUAUCCUUGUGCCAUUACAUCAAACGUAAACCAUCAAUGGAUAGAAGAGUGGAAGAGUUUGAUGCCAAUUUGAAUUGUCAGAUAAUAAUUAGAAUCAAGUUAUUGCGUGAAGGAAGAAAGAAAUAG